AUUUUUUAUAAUCAAAACAUGGUAGACCAACUAACCGAUAAACAAAUAGCGGAAUUCAAAGAGGCAUUUGCCUUAUUCGAUAAAGCGGGCGAAGGCAAAAUACGUCUAAGAGACAUCGGAAUGGUGAUGAGAGCUUUGGGCUAUAAUCCCACGGAAAAAGAAAUCAACGAGAUCAUAGAGCAGUACAAGGCGGAUGACAUGUUGGAUUUUCAAAAAUUUUUGACCAUUAUUUCGACCAGGUUGAGGGAAAAUGACACUGAAGAAGAAAUAAGAGAAGCAUUUAGGGUGUUUGAUAAAGACAACACAGGUUUUAUAAAUGCAGCUGAAUUAAGGCAUAUUAUGAUGAAUUUGGGGGAGAAGUUAACAGAGGAAGAAUGGGAUGAAAUGCUACGAGAAGCGGAUAUUGACGGUGACGGUCAAAUAAAUUAUGAAGAUUUUGUUACAAUGAUGAUGGGGAAAUAAUACGAAUAUGUACCUACUUAAUUACACAGGUCCACAACAUUUUUAGUAAUCAGAUUAGGUUUUUAACGUGUUGAAUUCAUAUUCGACCUAAGCCCCCCCCCUAUCACAGAUGAGAAUUUCUAAUUCAAUAUUUGGGGUUAAGUAACGAUUAUAGAUUAGUAUUUCUCAUAAACAGGAUGAACUCGAAUUUGAAUUAAUUGCAUUAAAAAACUUGUUAUUUUAACAAAAGAAUGUUGGUUUAAUUUUGUUGGCCUGUGUUAUUAUUAUAUUAUAUUAUAUUAAGGUGUUUUUUUGUGAAUCUUUUACGAACAAUAUUUUAAAAAAAUUUUACAUGACGAUAUUAAAUAGGAAACCAAUAAGUAUUAUUUUAUAUUUUAUAAUUAAAUAUAAUUACAGA
This is a messenger RNA of Brassicogethes aeneus, 859 nucleotides long. The record is from the annotation of a GenBank genome assembly. Lineage: Eukaryota; Metazoa; Arthropoda; Insecta; Coleoptera; Nitidulidae.